AUGGCAAACACCAUUGCUGGCGAAGAAAUAGUGCAUAAGCUUGCUUCACUUUUGCUCAUAUUUCUCGGCGGUAUGUAUAUUGUGCUGUUUCUUAUGGGAAAAGGCGGCCAUAGUCAUUCGUACAACCAACCCAUGAAGAAAAUGGCAGUAGCUGGCCAUAUUCGUGUUCCUGCACUAUCUCCUUGUACUACAACACUUCCGGUAUUUCUUGUCGUUGGAAAUUCAUCCUCCAUGAUGGUGUUUGCCAUCAUAGUCCUUCUAUUCAGCACAAUCUCUGUGAUGACUUCACUAGUAGCAUUAUCAUUUUAUGGAGCCAGUCAGCUGAAGUUUCAUUGGGUGGAGCGCUGGAGAGCUUGCAUAGAAGGAUGUUUUCCUUAUGAGAGAGUAUAA
Molecule: messenger RNA, 390 nt
Organism: Lathyrus sativus (Indian pea)
Lineage: Eukaryota; Viridiplantae; Streptophyta; Magnoliopsida; Fabales; Fabaceae
Source: the annotation of a GenBank genome assembly